GUUGAAGCGAAUCUCCAUUGACCCCUCAACCAAUUCCAGUCCCUGCAUGGAUGGGCCGGGAUACCUAUCGCCCCGACCGAUCACACCUCCGGCGCAUUUUGUCGUGUCCAUGUGAGCUGAUGUCACGCUUUUCCGGAUAGCCUGGCGCGUGCAAUCGCUUGAUGAAAGGGGUGAUUUUCAGUUCCAGAUUUUACCCAUUAUCAUUGCGCUGCUCGGCCCUUGAUGCCCACGACAGUGGUCGACCACACAGCACCAUCCAUAUUUUGAAUCUUCGUUGUCAGACCCCCUACUCCUUCCGAUACCCCAAUACCGCCUUGCAACGGCAGCUCUCAGGCCUCCAAUCAUGACCAGCGACAAACUCCGUGUCGUAAUCGUCGGUGCCGGCUUCGGCGGGCUUACGGCUGCCAUUGAAUGCCGGCAACGAGGCAUGGACGUAACCAUCCUUGAGAUAUACCCCACGAGCUUGGCCUACGGGGACAUCAUAGACUUCUUCCCGAAUGGCGGCCGGAUCAUCGAAAGCUGGGAGAACGGCCGGGUCGGUCGGGAUCUCAUGCAGAUCUGUAUAAACCAGGGCGACCGGUUCCAGUACUGCAGGGCCAACGGCACUGUGAUCUGGGAGGAGGACUGGAUCCUGGAGCCUCAUCACUUCUGGAAGCAAUAUGCCGGCCACCGCGGGCAGAUGCACAAGGUCAUCCUCGACUACGCGGAGGAAGUCGGCGUGAAGUUCGAGUUUGGCGACCGCGUUGUGCAGUACCUUGAUGAUGGCGACAAGCCGAGCGUCGUCACGGCCAGCGGCAAAACAUACGUUGCGGACGUCGUGGUGGCUGCUGACGGUCCCCGUUCUACUGCUCGCCAGCAGGUCCUCGGCCUACUGGACACAAAGGUCAACAGUGGCUAUGCUAUCUUCCGCGCCUACUUCUCCUUGACCGAGGAGCACAGACAAAAUCCACACCUGAAAGACUUUUGCGACCCGACAGUCGACACGACCAAGUUGUGGGUUACCAAGGACCUGCAUAUGAUCAUCUACACUUGGAACAAGGGGAGGGAUCUUGGCUGGGUUCUAACACACAAGGACACGGCAGAUAUCGGCGAGUCCUGGUCGUUUCCAGGCAAGAAAGAAGACGUCUUCGCGUGCCUUGCCGAGGGCGGCUUCGAGCAGAAACUCGUCGAGGUCGUCAAGGCCACUCCAGAGGAACACCUGGUCGACUACAAGCUCGUGUGGCGGGACCCGCUGAAGACGUGGCUCAGUCCCUCGGCGCGGAUCGUGCUGAUAGGAGACGCGGCGCAUUGUCAUCUUCCCACCUCUGCGCAAGGCGGUUCGCAGGCCAUGGAGGAUGGCGUCGCGCUAGCCAUCGCGCUGAAGCGGGCAAACGGCGACGUGCCCCUUGGUCUGCGGGUGUUUGAGAGGAUCCGCUUCAACCGGUCGCACGUCACGCAUAUGGCUUCCAUCACAACCAGAGACGGGUACCACAAUGUCGACUGGGACGGUGAGGAGAUCAAGAAGAACCCCCAGAUUCUUAAUCUCCCGCGCCCGGAGUGGGUGAUUGAGUACGACAUUGAGAGCGAGGCAGAGAAGCACUUUGAUCACUUGGCCGCGGACGUGAAGAGCUACAAACAGGGCAGCAUCGAAGAAUUGGCUCUUCCUGCGGGCGGCGACUACCUCCUUGAGAGUAGAAAAGUCGGGCAAGCCAAGGUGGCAAUUAGAUAA
This is a messenger RNA of Phialemonium atrogriseum, 1708 nucleotides long. RefSeq names its product MAK1-like monooxygenase. Gene Ontology annotation, molecular function: monooxygenase activity; FAD binding. The record is from RefSeq and is a predicted model, not a curated record. Bases 344 to 1708 code for a protein of 454 amino acids. The transcript has 2 exons. Lineage: Eukaryota; Fungi; Ascomycota; Sordariomycetes; Cephalothecales; Cephalothecaceae.